Molecule: messenger RNA, 1761 nt
Organism: Hyla sarda
Lineage: Eukaryota; Metazoa; Chordata; Amphibia; Anura; Hylidae
Product: indolethylamine N-methyltransferase-like
Exons: 2
Coding region: 685-1119 (144 amino acids)
Cellular component (GO): cytosol
Molecular function (GO): N-methyltransferase activity
Source: RefSeq, a predicted model, not a curated record
UGUAGUAGAGUGAAGUGUCAGAGUGCCUAUAGUUUAAGGUAGUACUCUGCUCUUUGACAAAGCGAAAAGCCAUUGACUCUUCACUUUGUCAAUCACUCUUGUGGCCGCACACAUUAUGCAGGCUGCCACAAAAGGCAGAGCAUUUCCUCUGUGUUCCAAGCACAGACCAGAGAAAAAUUCAGAAGAGAGGCCACACUGCUGACUACUAUUGUCAAGAGGGGCAGCAACUACUGCUACUACCACUGCCUAAAGGGGACUGCUAAUAUUAUUACUACAACUUAAAGGGGGCUGCAACCACUACCAUUACCCAAAGGGGGCUCCUAUUACUACAACUAUCAUCUAAAGGAGGUUUCUGCUUUUACUACCUAAAGAGGGCUACUAUUACCACCCAAAAAGGGGCUUCUACUACUACUACUACUACUACUACUACUACCUAAAGAGGGCUGCUGCCAUUACUACCAGAGGAUUACUGAUAAUACUACUACCUAAAGGGGGCUGUUGCUACUAAUACUACUUAAAGGGAGCUGCUGUUACUACCUAAAAAGGGCAGAUACCACUACUAGCUAAAGGGGACUUCUGUUACUAAUACCUUAAAGGGGCUGCUGCUACUAGUACCUAAAGGGGCUGCUGAUGCUGCUACUACUACCUAAAGGGGGCUAGAAGCGAUGGCCCGCUGUGUACUAUAUGGGAGCCAAUGACCAUUUUCAGGACAAAGAAGGAAAAGUGAGAUCAACAAUUCCACAUGUUAUGAAAUGUGACCUUGAAAAAGAAAAUAUGAUGGAUCCAAUAGUCUUACCGCCAGCAGAUUGUAUUAUUAGUUUUGGGCUCCUGGAUAAGAUCAGCAAAGAUCAAGAUGAUUACAUCAGAUAUCUCAGGAAGUUCUCAGGGAUGCUGAAACCUGGAGGACACAUCAUGUUCAUUGGGUGUUUAGAUAUGACAUAUUACACAGUGGGGAAAGACAAGUUCCAUGCUCUCACAUAUGAUGAGGAUUUUGUCAGGAAAGCUCUAGUUGGAGAAGGAUUUGUUAUAGAUUACUGUAAGGUUAAGAAGAGAACAAAUGUGAGUGACCUUACUGACUAUAAGGCUGUGAUAUUCAUUGCAGCUCACAAGGAAAAGUAGGUCUGAGUACAAAAUUACAAAAUGUGUGUGAAGAGUUAAUAUGUAAUGCUAGAAACAGCUUUACAGGAUAUUCUUCUAAGAUAAAAGGUUAUAUAGUAUAAAUAUCUUGUGACUGGGAGCCCUUUUAAUUAUGAGACCUUAAAGGGGUACUCCGUUGGAAACAUCUUAUACCUUAUCCAAAGGAUAGGGGAUAAGAUGUAAGAUCGUGGGGGUCCCACAGAUGUUAGAUCGUGGGGGUUCCACGAUCUCUGGGCUGGCAGGGGCGGCGUCUGGUACACGGAAGUUUGCAGCUUUCAUUUGGGAUGUCAAGCCACGCCCCCUCCAUUCAUGUCUAAGGGAAGGGUGUGAGGACUAGUACAUCGUUGUCACGCCUCCUUCUCCUAGACAUGAAUGAAGGAGGCGUGGUGGCUUGCAUGGCCAGUCAUCGGGCAUGGAGCGAAGUUUGCUCCAUGCGCCAAAUCACAGGGUGCUGCAGCAAAGAUCGCGGGGGUCCCCAAUGAUGGAACCUGUGGUCUAACAUCUUGUCCCUUAUCCUUUGGAUAGGGGAUAAUAUGUUUUCAGUGGAUUACCCCUUUAAUGUAGACUUAUCAUUGUACUGAGACAUUGGCUGAUCAUAUAGGACAUCAGGGGAGCCUGACAUUU